Molecule: messenger RNA, 273 nt
Organism: Durotheca rogersii
Lineage: Eukaryota; Fungi; Ascomycota; Sordariomycetes; Xylariales; Xylariaceae
Exons: 3
Coding region: 1-273 (90 amino acids)
Source: RefSeq, a predicted model, not a curated record
AUGUCGAAAUCGCCGUCGGACAGCGACCCCACCGCGGCGAAGACACAUGGGCCCAAUGACAGCCCACAAAAUGCUUCCACCUCAGCCGUAUUGAGUCAAGCAGACAUAGCGGAGGCAUUUAAGGACCUUGCUAGAGGCGAACAGCAGGCUGCCGCUCUAGAGGCAGGCCUCACAAAUCUAGAGAAGAAGCUCGACGCCCUAUUAGCAUCGAUCGAGGGCGGUUCAGCCUCGCCCGAAGCAAGUCGGGAGGGUAAAGGCGAAUCCAAGGACUAG